ACUCGCUUUCGGUCUCCAGCAACGAUGCCAGUCCUCCUGCGUCAGUAACAUCCCUUCAGCCCCACAUGAUCGGUGCGCAGAGCUCCCCAGGCCCCAAGCGCCCUGGCAACACCUUGAGAAAGUGGCUUACCAGUCCUGUGAGGCGUCUCAGCAGUGGAAAAGCAGACGGGCAUGUCAAAAAACUGGCCCACAAGCACAAGAAAAGUAGAGAGGUUCGCAAAAGUGCCGAUGCGGGCUCUCAGAAGGACUCUGAUGAUAGUGCAGCAACCCCACAAGAUGAAACUGUUGAAGAGAGAGGUCGGAAUGAGGGGCUGAGCAGUGGCACACUCUCCAAAUCAUCCUCUUCAGGCAUGCAGAGCUGUGGAGAGGAGGAAGGUGAAGAGGGAGCGGAUGCUGUACCGCUUCCUCCUCCAAUGGCAAUUCAGCAACACAGUCUUCUCCAGGCUGACUCGCAGGAUGACAAGACAUCUUCUCGAUUAUUGGUGCGGCCGACCAGCUCCGAGACACCCAGUGCUGCAGAACUAGUCAGUGCAAUUGAAGAGCUCGUCAAAAGUAAAAUGGCCCUGGAGGACCGUCCAAGUUCCUUGUUGGUAGAUCAAGGUGACAGCAGCAGUCCGUCCUUCAACCCUUCAGAUAAUUCCCUUCUCUCUUCCUCAUCACCCAUAGAUGAGAUGGAAGAAAGGAAAUCCAGCUCCUUAAAAAGACGACACUAUGUCUUACAGGAAUUAGUAGAGACAGAGCGAGAUUAUGUACGAGAUCUGGGCUACGUAGUUGAGGGCUAUAUGGCACUUAUGAAAGAAGAUGGCGUACCUGAUGACAUGAAAGGCAAAGACAAGAUUGUAUUUGGAAACAUUCACCAGAUUUAUGACUGGCACAGAGACUUCUUUUUAGGAGAGUUAGAGAAGUGCCUUGAAGAUCCAGAAAAGCUGGGAUCCCUGUUUGUUAAGCAUGAGAGAAGGUUGCACAUGUACAUAGUUUACUGCCAAAACAAGCCAAAGUCUGAGCACAUUGUCUCAGAAUACAUUGAUACGUUUUUUGAGGAUCUAAAGCAGCGCCUGGGACACAGACUUCAGCUCACAGACUUGCUAAUAAAACCUGUGCAGAGAAUUAUGAAAUACCAGCUGUUACUAAAGGACUUCCUCAAAUAUUCUAAAAAAGCUAACCUUGACACAACAGAACUAGAGAGAGCUGUAGAGGUCAUGUGUAUAGUACCAAAACGAUGUAAUGACAUGAUGAAUGUUGGCCGCCUGCAAGGAUUUGAUGGUAAAAUUGUAGCCCAGGGUAAGCUUCUGCUCCAGGACACAUUCUUGGUUACAGACCAGGACACCGGACUUCUGCCGCGCUGCAAGGAGAGACGGGUCUUCCUGUUUGAGCAGAUUGUCAUUUUCAGUGAGCUGCUAGAUAAAAAGAAAGGUUUCUCCAUGCCCGGAUUCUUGUUUAAAAACAGUAUCAAGGUGAGUUGCCUUUCCCUGGAGGAAAAUGUGGACAGCGAUCCAUGUAAAUUUGCACUAACAUCAAGAAUGGGCGAUGUCACAGAGACCUUUAUUUUGCAUUCUGCGAGUCCAGGAGUCCGCCAGCUAUGGAUCCAUGAAAUUAACCAAAUUUUGGAAAACCAGCGCAACUUCUUAAAUGCCUUGACGUCCCCAAUCGAGUACCAGAGGAACCACAGCAGUGGUGGAGGCAGCAGUGGGAGCAGAGGCAUGAGUGGGAGCAGCAUCCGUAACAGCAGCGGCCCCAGCAGCUGUAGUGGCAUCCCCAGCUCCAGCCGUAGCCGGCCGUCCCGGAUCCCCCAGCCUGUCAGACACCAUUCCCCAGUCCUGGUCUCCUCUGCAGCCUCGGCCCAAGCAGAGGCAGACAAGAUGUCAGGUAUGUCCAUUCACAAUCUCUCCCUGCCACACUACAACGCCUCCUUAGAAGCUGGCCUGAGCCAGCCAGACAGGCACCUUCCCAGUGCAGAACCGGACGAUCCUCAGAGAGAAGCUGAGCAGAUUCCCAAGAUGAAAGUUAUUGAAAGUCCCAGGAAGACAGCGGGAAACACUUCUAGCUCAGCUGACGGAGCCCAGAAGGACUCGCGUGGAAGUUCAGAGGACAGUCGCUCAAGAAACAGCAUAGGAUCACUGACGCUUGGGAAGCCAAGGCCAGGAGCCAUUUCACCAAUGAACUCUCCUCUCUCCACGACUUUCCCUUCUCCUUUUGGCAAAGAAACCUUUCCACCCAGCAGCCCCCUGCAGAAGGGCUCCUUUUGGAGCUCCAUCCCAGCAUCCCCUGCUAGCCGCCCUGGCUCCUUCACUUUCCCUGGGGACAAUGACUCCCUCCAGCGGCAGGUCCACCGCUACUCUUCACACAGCAAGGACACAGACCGCAUGAGCACAUGCUCCUCGACCAGCGAGCAGUCAGUUCACUCCACCCAGAGUAAUGGGAGUGAAAGUAGCAGCAGUAGCAAUAUCUCCACCAUGCUGGUGACACACGAUUACACGGCAGUGAAGGAGGAUGAGAUAAAUGUCUACCAAGGAGAGGUCGUGCAGAUUCUAGCCAGCAACCAACAGAACAUGUUUUUGGUGUUCAGAGCCGCCACUGAUCAGUGCCCUGCAGCCGAGGGCUGGAUUCCCGGCUAUGUCUUGGGGCAUACCAGUGCAGUCAUCAUUGACAACCCUGAUGGAACCAUCAAGAAGUCAACGUCUUGGCACACAGCACUCCGUUUAAGGAAGAAAUCUGAGAAAAAAGAUAAAGACGGCAAAAGGGAAGGCAAGCUAGAAAAUGGUUACCGCAAAUCCCGAGAAGGACUUGCCAACAAGGUUUCUGUAAAGCUUCUCAACCCCAAUUACAUUUAUGAUGUUCCCCCAGAGUUUAUAAUACCAUUAAGUGAGGUAACAUGUGAGACAGGAGAGACCAUCGUGCUUAGGUGUAAAGUCUGUGGUCGCCCCAAGGCUUCAGUUACUUGGAAAGGUCCUGAUCAUAACACACUGGGCAAUGACGAUCAUCACAGCAUUUCGUACAGUGACUUAGGAGAGGCUUCACUGAAAAUCAUUGGCGUCACUGCAGAAGACGAUGGUGUCUAUACAUGUAUAGCUGCAAACGAUAUGGGUUCGGUUUCAUCUUCUGCCAGUCUACGAGUUUUAGGUAG
This is a messenger RNA of Pterocles gutturalis (yellow-throated sandgrouse), 3124 nucleotides long. RefSeq names its product triple functional domain protein-like. The annotation marks the transcript as partial. The record is from RefSeq and is a predicted model, not a curated record. Gene Ontology annotation, cellular component: cytoplasm. Gene Ontology annotation, molecular function: protein binding; guanyl-nucleotide exchange factor activity. The transcript has 19 exons. Lineage: Eukaryota; Metazoa; Chordata; Aves; Pterocliformes; Pteroclidae. Gene Ontology annotation, biological process: axon guidance.